UGAUGAUACUUCGCAGUGUCGGCGAGGCUAGUUGAACGGAAGAGGACAUUGUUGGAGGGCAUUACAUGUAACUCCAAAUCAGUAAACUCCUCAAGAGUUUGUCAUCACCUUAUCGGAAAUGUUUUCACUUUCCACCUCCCUACAGCCGCAGGUAACAGUCCAACUGAGUCACCUCAUCAAUGCCCUGCACUCUCUGACGGGUUCAGUGACCAGCAAUACUUCAGUCAGUCACAAGCAAAAAGACAACACACCAGAACAAGAUCUGAACAGCACAGAGCCAUCAUGGAGCCUCAGGGAUUUUGGUCUGACAGAUCUAAGGGCAGUUCAGUUGGAUGAGCUUGUGGACAGACUUCUACCCUGCAUUACUCAGCAGCAGCUGCUGUCGCCCUCACCACUGAAGACUGCGCCAAACAUCUGGAGGACUUCCCACCUUUCCUCAGAUUCAUUCUUUCACAAUAAACAUGGGUUUUCAAGAAUGGGUGCUGUUACUCCUGUGUUCUCUAGACAGAACAAAUCACCUCUCCAAACACUAUGCACAGAUCUCGAAUAUUUGCCAUUGUCGUUCCCAAAGCGAGGCUUUAAAACUCUGUCCAAAACGCGCCGUCUUCAGGGCAGUAAUGAAAGUUCAGUGGAGCCUGAGGGAUUCACACCAUCCUUUAUGAAGGGCUUGCUAACACGAGACAAAGGCCAAGAUGUUGAAACUUUGGACAAGCUCCUUAAAAAUAGAAACAUUCCUGACGGUCAACAUGAUGCUUUUAAGACUGGUUUUGCGGAAGGCUUCCUCAAAGCACAGGCCCUAACACAGAGAACCCAAGAAUCGUUAAGGAGGACACGACUGAUUUUAUUGGUGCUCUUGCUGGUAGGCCUCUAUGGUCUCUCAAAAACACCUUUCUUAUCAGUGAGAUUCCGAACCACAUCAGGCCUGGACUCGGCAAUGGACCCUGUCCAGAUGAAGAACGUCACCUUCGAGCAUGUGAAGGGUGUGGAUGAGGCCAAGAACGAGUUGCAGGAGGUGGUGGAGUUUCUCCGCAACCCACAGAAGUUCACUGUUUUGGGAGGAAAACUGCCUAAAGGAAUCAUGCUGGUUGGGCCUCCAGGUACAGGAAAGACACUGUUGGCCCGUGCUGUAGCGGGUGAGGCAGAUGUGCCAUUUUACUAUGCAUCCGGCUCUGAGUUUGAUGAGAUGUUUGUUGGGGUCGGUGCCAGUCGAAUAAGAAACCUUUUCAGGGAGGCUAAAGCUAAUGCUCCUUGUGUCAUCUUCAUCGAUGAGCUGGACAGUGUGGGAGGAAAGAGGAUUGAGUCUCCCAUGCACCCCUAUUCUAGACAGACUAUUAAUCAGCUUCUAGCUGAGAUGGAUGGGUUUAAGCCAAAUGAAGGUGUCAUAAUAAUUGGCGCAACAAACUUCCCUGAAGCUUUGGAUAAUGCUCUGAUCCGGCCAGGCCGUUUUGAUAUGCAGGUCACCGUCCCCAGGCCAGAUGUGAAAGGCCGCACUGAAAUCAUCAAGUGGUACCUCAAGAAAAUAAAAGUAGACUCUGCUGUGCAGGCAGAGGUCAUUGCCAGAGGAACAGUUGGGUUCUCUGGUGCUGAUCUGGAGAAUCUUGUUAACCAGGCUGCACUGAAGGCCGCUGUGGACGGUAAAGACAUGGUGACCAUGAAGGAGCUUGAGUUUGCUAAGGACAAAAUACUGAUGGGCCCAGAGCGCAGGAGUGCAGAAAUUGAUGAAAAGAAUAAAGAGAUCACAGCAUACCAUGAAUCAGGCCAUGCCAUUAUUGCAUACUACACCAAAGACGCCAUGCCUAUUAAUAAAGCCACCAUAAUGCCGAGAGGCCCUACUUUGGGACACGUGUCCAUGCUUCCAGAAAAUGACCGCUGGAAUGAAACUCGUGCUCAGCUGUUGGCCCAGAUGGAUGUCAGUAUGGGUGGACGAGUGGCAGAGGAGCUUAUCUUUGGCAUUGAGAAUAUCACCACUGGAGCAUCAAGUGACUUUGACAGUGCUACAAAAAUAGCCAAAAUGAUGGUGACCAGAUUUGGGAUGAGUGAAAAGUUGGGUGUCAUGACAUAUGCUGACCUCACCAAACAAAGUCCAGAAACACAGGCAGCCAUUGAACAUGAAGUCAGGAUACUUCUGAGGGAUUCCUAUGAGCGUGCAAAAGCAAUCCUGAAGUCUCGUGCUAAAGAGCACAAAAUCCUGGCUGAGGCUUUACUGCGGUAUGAGACAUUGGACGCCAAAGAUAUCCAGUUAGUCUUGGAGGGAAAGACAAUAGACAGCAGAUGAGAGCUCACCAGGACUGUUGGGCAGUGGGGAAGAAGAAAGAUAUGAAUGUAUAUAUGCAGCCAAGAGCUUGGUAGGCUUACACUUCCCAUUCAUAAAAUUGUAUCGUUUUCUGAGCCACUUCUCUGAAAAUAGUUUGUUUUACACUCAUAAGAAAGCGCAAGCUCCUUCAUAGGGUUUUUGUUUUCAAAGAAGUCAUUGUGCUCUAUCCCUGGCUUUAAAUAUUAAUAUUUUGCAUCUAAGGUGCUGCCUUUAUCUGUAGUGGAGCAGAGGCUGGUUUUGAAUAAAUCAUAAAGCUGUAAGCAAUCUUCCAGUCUAUUGAUCGGUAACAAAUCGCUGUUCACUUUGUUUGAGCCACAAUUGUCUGAGCCAGGUUGAGUAUACUGUAUGUUUCAUGAUGGCCUUUGAGAAAUGUAAGUUCAUGUAUUUUUCACUGAUGGACUAUGAAAUGUUUCAAAGCACUUUGUUACUGGAAUAUUUAUGUUUAUGUUAAUUACAUAUCAUAUUAUCUGCUUGUGAACAGUGCUGCUUUAGAUUUCCUUUAGUCACAUUAAACAAUCACAUCUUAACCCCAGUAUGUUACUAGAUAAACCCUCUAACAUACAGAAGAUGUCCCCCAGAUCAGAUUCCCAACGGCCAAAUUAUCCCUGAACACAUUGUGUAAUUUGUGCUCUAUUUCUGUACCUUCAGUCUCAUGAACUAUGAAGGAAUUUAAACACCUUCAGGAUUUCAUGUGAAUCAUGUUAUGGAUUCACAUCAUAAAUCCUGUUUCUAAGAUGGAGAUUAUGCAUGAUCCUGUGUUUAAGUAUUGUGGUGUAAAAUCCUCACUGCUAGUUUGUCCAAGACUAGUCUUGAGCUCUGUCCUGAGACCCAUCUUUAACUGUAGUUUUAAUUAACUAUACACGACAGCACUCUUUUGUAUAUGCAUCUCGAAAAUUAAGUCAAAUGAAAUUAGAUUUUGUUUUCAUCUAUUCAAUCAUACUUGGUGUUCAUAAAACAAAAGCAGGACAGAAAAAUCACAACACACAGUAGAACAUUUAUUUUCAAAACAUGCACAAUCUUCCUAAACCCUCUGUUAGGUUCACAUCCCAGUGGUGACAUUGGUUUUAUUCAGCUUUUUUCUAUACAUGUAAUAUUUAUUCAUGUACAGCAGCUCUACAUCUGAGUGAACCUUGCCUCCAUGUAUGUUUGCAUUUUAACCAAGACCAUUUUAGUUGUGUAUAUACAGUAUAUAUUUAUAAUCAAUAAACUUAACAAGGACAUUG
Messenger RNA from Myxocyprinus asiaticus (Chinese sucker), 3537 nucleotides. It is a transcript of the gene yme1l1b, whose product is annotated as YME1-like 1b. The coding region runs from base 119 to 2275 and encodes 718 amino acids. Gene Ontology annotation, molecular function: ATP hydrolysis activity; ATP-dependent peptidase activity; metalloendopeptidase activity. Gene Ontology annotation, cellular component: mitochondrial inner membrane. NCBI's taxonomy places the organism in Eukaryota, Metazoa, Chordata, Actinopteri, Cypriniformes, Catostomidae. Gene Ontology annotation, biological process: mitochondrion organization; protein quality control for misfolded or incompletely synthesized proteins. The transcript has 18 exons. The record is from RefSeq and is a predicted model, not a curated record.